GUCGCUUUCGGGCGGAUUCGGGCAGUGCCCGUUCGGGCGUCUCCGUUCGGGAUUGCGAAGGGGAAUUCGGGCGCGAUCGGAGAGCACUCGGCACAACUCGGCUUUCCUCGAGCCUGCCUCACCCGCCUUCGGGCGGGAUCGGAAAGGACUCGAGCGGACUCGGAAUUCUUCGACCCUCUGGGCCGGACCGCUCGGGGACUCGGCCCUGUUCGGGCGAACUCGGAUUUCCCACCCGAUCUGUCAGGUAUCGCUUCGGGCCUCGCUGCUACGGACUCGUCCGAGCUCGGCUCCCGUCCCGCGCUCGGAUUGGCCAGCCGGGAGGAAACGCGGGCCGAGCGCGACAGGAGCAACCGAUUGCCUUCGGACGAGGCCUGUGAGGACUCGGGAGACUUCGGGCGCGAUCGGAAGUGCCCGAUUCCGCCGCGAGGAAAACGUUCGGAACCGCUCGGGCGAGCUCGGCACCGUUCGGCUGCCCAGCGAAGAGCGCUCGGGUGACCUCGGGGGCUCCUGUGCCCCCCCCCCCCGGGGCCCUCCUCCCCCGUCUGGAGCCGCGCUCAGGGGAGAACGGCGGGGGCUCGGGCCCGCUUGGGCGGGCCGGUUCCCCUCCCUCCCCGGCGCCGGCCGCCUCGCAUGGAGGACGCCGACUCGGCGGCGAAGCAGUUGGGCUUAGCGGAGGCGGCGGCAGUGGCGGCGGCGGCCGCAGUUGCAGCAGCGGCAGCAGCGGCGGCCGCGGAAGAAUCCGAACAGCAGCAGCCGCCGCAACAGCAGCAACAAGCCUCGGAGGCGGAGCCCGAGGAGGAGGAGGAAGAGGCGGCGCAAGUGACGGCAGUGACCGUGAUGGCGACAGAGGCCGAACACAUCGAGAUGGGAGCCGAGUCCCUGCCGAGCGCCGACGAGGCCGCUGCCGCCUUCGCAGAAGUCACCACAGUGACAGUAGCUAAUGUGGGUGCCUCUGCAGACAAUGUUUUCACUACAUCUGUGGCAAAUGCAGCUUCGAUUUCAGGACAUGUGCUGUCUGGGAGAACGGCCCUCCAAAUUGGGGACAGCUUGAAUACUGAAAAAGCCACUCUCAUAGUGGUUCACACAGAUGGCAGCAUUGUAGAAACCACAGGGUUGAAGGGGCCAUCAGCACCUCUCACACCAGGACCACAGUCUCCUCCCACUCCUUUAACAUCUGCCCAAGAAAAAACUGGAACCAAGUAUAACUGGGACCCAUCUGUGUAUGACAAUGAACUCCCAGUGAGGUGUCGGAAUAUCAGUGGGAUUCUGUAUAAAAACAGACUCGGCUCAGGAGGCCGUGGUAGAUGCAUUAAGCAAGGGGAUAACUGGUACAGCCCCACUGAAUUUGAAGCCAUGGCAGGACGAGCCAGCAGCAAAGACUGGAAAAGGAGCAUCCGCUAUGCUGGGAGGCCAUUGCAGUGCCUUAUUCACGAUGGGAUUUUAAAUCCUCACGCUGCCUCUUGUACUUGUGCUGCCUGCUGUGACGACAUGACCCUGAGUGGCCCUGUACGACUCUUUGUACCAUACAAAAGGCGGAAAAAAGAAAAUGAAAUGCCUGCAACUCCAGUGAAAAAGGAUUGCCCCAAAAAUAUAACCCUGCUCCCUGCUACAGCUGCUACUACAUUCACCGUGACUCCUUCUGGACAGAUCACUACCUCCGGUGCUCUGACCUUUGAUCGUUCAUCGACAGUGGAAGCGACAGCAAUUAUCUCGGAAAGUCCGUCCCAGGGUGACGUUUUCACUGGAGCUACUGUUCAGGAUACCAAUGUCCAGCAGCCCUGCCGGGUCAGUCACCCAGAACCUCACUACCCAAGUUACCAGGACAACUGUCAGAUUUCACCUUUUCCUGAAGCUGCCCUGCCAACGUCUCAUCCAAAAAUUGUGCUGACCUCACUCCCUGCCCUGGCGGUGCCCCCCACUACCCCUACCAAAGCCAUAUCCCCUUCGGUGGUGAAUGGGCUGGAAGUGACCGAGCAGCGAAGCUGGCUGUACUUGGAAGAGAUGGUUAAUUCAUUGCUCAACACAGCCCAGCAGCUGAAGACUCUCAUUGAACAGGCUAAACAGGCCAGCUCCUCCUUCCGCGAGGCUGCUGUCACGCAGGCGAAAAUUCAAGCUGAUGUGGAGAGGAAAGAGCAGUAUCAGAACCAGUUAUUUCAACAGUCAGAAGAUGUAGAUGGGAAAACAGAAAUCAUCAUCAAGCAGUCCUGUGUGAACUGUGGUCGUGAGGCAACGAACGAGUGCACAGGAUGCCAUAAAGUCAACUACUGCUCCACUUUCUGUCAGCGGAAGGACUGGAAGGAUCACCAGCAUAUGUGCGGUCAGUCAGCCACGGUGACAGUGCAAGCAGAUGAGGUGCACGUCACAGACAGUGUAAUGGAGAAAGUCACGGUCUGAACAAACCUACCUCUUUACAUUUUCCAAGAACAAUGUAGUGUGGCCGGCUGGAUCGGCAAGACAAAUGUGAAUGGUCUGUCAUUUAGGAACCAGACUCUUCUCACUAGCAAACUUGUUUUUGAAAGACUUUUCAAUACUGCAACGGCAUUCAACUACUUCCAAGCCUAUUCCUAAAGUUUGAAUAAUGCAGAGACUGAGAUAACCUGAUCUGGGAAAACAAAAAACAAAAAAACCCCACAGCUAUCUGUAGUCAACCAGCUGGGAGCCACCUUCAGUUUAAGGAAGCUUUGUUUUUGCCAAACUGAAAUCUCCACCAUGUGGAUUACAGUGAUAUCAUCUCUCUUGAGAUGGAUCUAAAGCAGUUGCUGCAAUGAGAUUUGCCAGUGUGUCCUUUUCCCUGUGCCUCCUUACCUCUCAUAUGAAAAAAGGAGUGAUCCUUCAUUCAAUUUAUUUAAUUGCCUUGAAAAAGACAGUAUAAACUCUAAUUUGCCAUUGGAAGGAUUUUUUCUCCCUGUGUUCCAUCUGUGCUGGGCAAAUUUGGAACACAUUGGAGCUUCUGCACUUGAAUAUACGUGAAAAAUAAUGUGUUGUUAAAUAAAAUGCAGUGAGAACAUGA
This is a messenger RNA of Rhea pennata, 3010 nucleotides long. It is a transcript of the gene DEAF1, whose product is annotated as DEAF1 transcription factor. Gene Ontology annotation, cellular component: nucleus. The transcript has 13 exons. Gene Ontology annotation, biological process: regulation of transcription by RNA polymerase II. Gene Ontology annotation, molecular function: DNA binding; DNA-binding transcription factor activity, RNA polymerase II-specific. NCBI's taxonomy places the organism in Eukaryota, Metazoa, Chordata, Aves, Rheiformes, Rheidae. The coding region runs from base 631 to 2394 and encodes 587 amino acids. The record is from RefSeq and is a predicted model, not a curated record.